Aedes aegypti (yellow fever mosquito) is the source of this 2369-nucleotide messenger RNA. RefSeq names its product protein-associating with the carboxyl-terminal domain of ezrin. The record is from RefSeq and is a predicted model, not a curated record. The coding region runs from base 175 to 2214 and encodes 679 amino acids. The transcript is spliced from 2 exons. NCBI's taxonomy places the organism in Eukaryota, Metazoa, Arthropoda, Insecta, Diptera, Culicidae.
UAGCACACGCUCGGUCUGUCGUGUUUCGUGUUGCGGGUGGUUUCGGUGCAAUUUGUUGUCCUAAUUUUAUCCUGUGCGAAAAAAGUGUUCUACCAAAAACUGCAAAUCAAUCGGAAUCCCAAUAGUUACAGUCCCUGAAUUUCCCUGGAAAUAGUACGAAAUGAACAGCUAAACAUGGGCAACGAUCAGUCGCAGCAGCUGAAAGGGCUGGAGAUCAGCCGCAAGGCCAUCCAGGUGACGGACUACUGGUCCCUGUAUAAUGGGGAAAUCCCCACGGAAUCGUCCGUGUCGGUCAUUUCCAUCUUCCAAGGGGAAACCCUGGUAACGGGGCAGUUCUGGACCAAUCAGAAUCCGCUGGAGCGCGCCAUCCGGAACCUGAAGAUCUAUCGACACCCGAACAUUCUGAAGUACAUCGCAUCAUGGAACAAGGGAUCGCUGAAGAUGUUGGCCACGGAACGGUGUCGUCCGCUGGCCACUUGCUUGAAUGUGACGAGUGACGUGCAGAUCUGUUUGGGGUUGAGGAAUAUUCUGUGCGCGUUGAUCUUCCUGAUGGAGCAGGCCAAUGUAAGGCACUUGAGUAUUAGCAUAUCCUCUAUCUACGUAACGGAAGAUGGAGCCUGGAGAUUGGCGGGUUUUGAACAUCUUUGGUCGGGCAAAGAGUUCAAUAUGACUCUGUUGGAAAAGUCUAAAAACUAUCGUUAUCCAAAGGCGAUCGAUUCCGAUGAGCUAAAGAACAAAGGCCAAGGAGUGGAGCAAUACGCAUUCGCCGUAAUGUGCGAGGAAAUCCUCCACAAUAAAAACGAUAGCAACAUUCCCGCCGUGGAGGAUUUCAAAUCCUACUGCGCAACCCAUCUGAAGCACUCAAACGUGGCCAUGCGCCCAAAGCUGUCUGCAAUCCUGCUGCAUCCCCUAUUCAAUCACGAUUUCAUUCUGAUACAUUCCUUCCUGACGGAACUCCCCCUGAAAAGCCCCCAGGCAAAAAUGGAAUUCUUCACCGGUCUGGUGGAUCGCCUGCGGACAUUCGAUCCGGAAACCGUCGCCGAACAGAUGGGAUCGCUUCUGUUGUCCCGAAUAGUUCUACUGGAUACCACAGCUCAACUUUGCGUCACGCCGUACGUGCUGAGACCGAAAGCGGAUGACCUCUCGCCGGGUCUGUUCGCGGCGAGGAUUUUCUCCGGGUACAUUAUUCCCAGAAUUCAGCAGGUCUUUUGCGUACAGGACGCGCAAAUUCGGCUCACGCUGCUGGAACACUUUCCCGACUAUGUGCCCUACUUCAGCAAAGAGGACCUCAAGGAGCAGAUUCUUCCGCAGUUACUUCUAGGUAUCAAGGACACCAACGACGUGCUGGUGGCCAAGACCCUGCUGUGUCUAGCAGACGUAAUUCCAAUUCUAGGAUCGGCUGUCGUAAUAGGAGGCAACCGAAGUAAAAUCUUCGCUGACGGUCGACCGCAGGGAGUUCCAGACCAAAGCCAUCCAUGGAGCGGAGUGCGAUCUAUUACUCCCGUGAUUGGAUCUGGGGAAUUUCUUUCUGGUAGUCCCGUUCCUGGCGGCGGUGGUAGAACCAUUAUUGAUCCCGAAGAGAACUUUUCAUCUAUAGUUCAUGGGGAAAUGCCGGAACGACCAUCUCCCGAAGGUGAAGAUCCUUGUCCAACCAAUAGCGAUGUGGAACUGGAGGUGGAUGAAUGGAGCGACUGGGAGAACGAUGCAAACGAGCAUACCACAAGUCACCAUAUCAAUGUAGAACAGCAGGGAGAAGCAGCCAAGUCAGACACAACUACUGCCACUGCCACCGCCGUGGGCGAUUCCCUUACAGAUCAAGUUGCUUCUUCAUCUAGUCGCACAGACCAGGAUGAACCUAACAAAUUGAAACGUUCCGUUUCAUCUCAAGCAGAGAGCAUAGAAACAUUGGACAUUAAAACACAAACUUUUAAAAAAUUGGAAUCUUCGGCAGAAGAGGAAAUGGAUUUCUUCAAGGACAUGGAACCCGUUAUACAAAGAGCCAACGUGUUGCUCAUAAACGACGGUGACGAUACGGAAAGCAGUGAGAGUGCCCCUUUGACCGUUGUUGAAGCGCCAUCAACGGCCAAAUCCAAAGCGAUAAAGGAGGAACAGGAGCAACCACUGGUGAAGGUUGACACGAGCAGGUUCGACAUAAAAGUAGAGGACUUGGAGGUCAACGAGGACGGUUGGGGCGAUGAAGAAAACGAAUGGUAAGUAGACAGCGAGAGCUUUAAAUCGCAUAUUAUGGUUGAUGUACCGAUAGAAUGUAACUGCUUGAUUUGAAUCCUACUUGUGUUUAGUGUUCAAAACCAUCGUUAUGCCACUUUUACCAGGUAAAAUAAAAUUGUGAAACAAUGUGGGAUAGGUGA